GUUGUGAUAAGGCCAACACCGAAUUGCUCAAAGACACCGGAGUGGUACAAUAUGACCGUGCCAAAGAACAGUCUGGAUAUAAAUCUGAGAAUCAGGAUAGCUAUUCGGGUUGAAAAGCCACCAAAUCUGAAGAGAAAAGGCGACUGA
Messenger RNA from Gongylonema pulchrum, 147 nucleotides. The record is from the annotation of a GenBank genome assembly. NCBI's taxonomy places the organism in Eukaryota, Metazoa, Nematoda, Chromadorea, Rhabditida, Gongylonematidae.